Molecule: messenger RNA, 1431 nt
Organism: Microthlaspi erraticum
Lineage: Eukaryota; Viridiplantae; Streptophyta; Magnoliopsida; Brassicales; Brassicaceae
Source: the annotation of a GenBank genome assembly
AUGGAUUUGGAGGCUAUUUCGAGCUGUUGCUCGUCGUCGUCUCCGUCGGUUCCGUCGUCUUCAUCGUCAGGUGAGGAUGCGGCGAACAUGACGGAGCUGGAGGCGGCAGAGGCAUUGGCGGAUUUGGCGCAGCUUGCGAUAAUGCGAGAGCAGGUUUUCGAAUCCGCGACGAGCUGGGGCAGUAAAGGGAAACGAGUGAGGAAGCGAGUCAAGACGGAGUCUCCUCCGUGUGACUCGCGGUUUAAACCGGCUGACCCGGAAACAUUACCUACUCCGGAUCUAGCUGAGGAACGAGCAUUGAAAGAAGAAGAUGAAGAAGAAGAACAAGUUCAACCAGUUAGUAGACAAGUAACUAAAGUUCCGGUUAAAGGUGAAACAGAUGGUGACACACCUAAACCAAAUCUUACCUCGAACGUGAGGUGUAGAUCAAAUGGCUGUGGCCGUUCAAGGCAGAAUCUAAGUGAGGCUGAAAGAGAAGAACGUAGAAUCCGAAGAAUAUUAGCUAACAGAGAAUCUGCUAGGCAGACAAUUCGACGGAGACAGGCAAUGUGCGAGGAGUUGAGUAAAAAAGCAGCUGAUCUGACAUAUGAGAAUGAGAAUCUGAGGAGGGAAAAGGAUUGGGCCUUGAAAGAGUUUGAGUCUUUGGAGACGAUUAACAAGCAUUUAAAAGAACAGGUAUCGAAGUCUGUGAAACCAGAUACAAAAGAAGAACCUGAAGAAUCGCUCAAGCCAUCUCAAGUUGAGAUAUCUGCAUCAUCUACACCGUUUUACUUCUACAACCAGAAUCCAUAUCAGCUAUUCUGCUGGCCUCAUGUUACUCAAUCACCAAAUCCGAUGGUUGAAACCCGAAACGGAUUCACAGCACCAUUCACCACCUCUGGAGGAGCUCCUGCCAAAACGAUGACCUCGCUGGAGAAUGAAAGUCCAGCAGAUGAUGAGAAUGGGCAGAAAACUCAUUUCUACGUCGUGCCAUGCCCUUGGUUUCUCCCUCAUCCUGAUCAGAGCAAUGGUGUCCCCUUCGGAUUCCAAGAUGCACAAAAGGUUGUCUCUUCAAACGGUCACCAUGUCGAUGAUUCUUCUGCAAAAUCCGUUGAGGUCUCAAAAACUCUGCGUUCUCAUAUACCAACUAGAGUCAAAGAAGAGGACUCUGGUACAACGGAAGCGAGACCCUUGUAUGACCUCAACGAAUCUGCAACCGAUGUCCUCUCUGAGGGAGGUGAUGGUUUCCCUGUAACACAUCAAGCUAAUAGUUUCAAGAAUGAAGAUGUUACCGACAAUGGAGUCACGCCGAUGCAGCCUGGUCAUCAUGUUUUGAUUUCCCUUCCGGGGAAGAAGCAAGGAUCUUUGGCUGCAGCGGAAGCUAGAAAGAGACGAAAAGAGCUCACAAGGCUCAAGAACCUCCAUGGUCGUCAAUGUCGGAUGCAAGUGUGA